Molecule: messenger RNA, 6778 nt
Organism: Solenopsis invicta (red fire ant)
Lineage: Eukaryota; Metazoa; Arthropoda; Insecta; Hymenoptera; Formicidae
Product: tyrosine-protein kinase Drl
Exons: 9
Coding region: 501-2267 (588 amino acids)
Biological process (GO): protein phosphorylation; axonogenesis; positive regulation of kinase activity
Cellular component (GO): signaling receptor complex
Molecular function (GO): ATP binding; protein tyrosine kinase activity
Source: RefSeq, a predicted model, not a curated record
GUCGCACGGCGUUCAGUCGAGCACCGACGUCGUCGACGGCGACGUCGUCUCCUCCCUUGCGCCUGGACGCCACCCUUGAGUCUCGUCGUCGCGCCAUCACAGUGCCAUGUGAUAGUCUCACCGUUCGACAACGCGCUCGACUAUGCCCGACUUAUGACAGAGUAACGCGCGCGAAGAAGCCACCGAAAAUUUUGACAAUCGUUGAAAUUCGUUCUUUUCUGUAUCUCGGGAUGACGAAACUUUUUCUGCGAUCAUCUUUUACGAUGAUUACGAAGCGCGCUGAAACUUUGCGAGCGUAGACUAAUCGAGAGACUUUCGUUCGGAUCUCGAGGAGUGGCGCGAGAAAUGGCAGGGCACGUCCGUGGAUGGAACCACGUGCGAGUGGUCGGUGCGAAAGCGAACGAUAGGAUUUUCCUGCGAUUCUCGACGACGCGACGUUGAAGUUGAAAACUGAAUAACUGACUAGGCAGGUGCGUGACACGUACGGAGCAUGUAAGACAAUGCGGUGGUGUGGUGGUCCCUGCGAUCUCCUGCGGCGCAAGAUUUUCGUUCUUUUCGUUCUGAUCGGCUGCAGCGAUGGCUAUUUUAAUAUAUUCAUCAGUCACUCUCAGGUCAUGAAGCUUUUAGGACUCGAGGCCGAGUUGUACUACGUGCGGGAGGGGGUGGUCAACACGUACGCGAUGAAUUUCGUCGUGCCUGUGCCGGCGAACAUAGCGGACCUAGAAUUUUCAUGGCAGAGCCUCGUAGGGCACCCGCUACCGUAUUCGAUGGAAUUGGACUACGACGUGGUGGGCGUCCCGGGUGGACCAUCUUCCGGGAUGAGGGCGUUACUGCCACCGAAGGUAAACGUGUCUGCCAGAGGCGAGGUUCCGAUCACCCUGCAGGUCUUCAGGAUCAGAUUGCCGUGCUCGGGUGUCGUUAGCGCCGAAAUUCCUUUGGCGCUCAGAUUGAACGUCACGGCGCCGCCCGGCACUAGGUACAACGACACCGUCUUGGUCUUCAAGAGGAACAAGAUCUGCUUGAAAGGUGUCGAGACUCCUCCUAGCAACGACUCGGUGCGUUUAGAACCCGAUCCGCUCAUGAACGGUGCCGGUGCACUCUACGUCGCCGCUACCUGUGCCUGCGCCUUAAUUUUGGUCGUCGGCAGCGUGGCCAGCGCGUUGUACAUCCGCAACAGCAAGGCUCGCGUUCAAGAAUCGCAGAAAACUCUGCCCUGCUGCAGUUACUCCGCGGCCGACACCGGCGGCCUGGCCAGGAGUUCCGUUUUAGUUAGGGUCGACCCACGACCCGGAAGUGCAAAUUCCGGAAGUUACGCCACCAUUGCCGACCUCGAGCCGCUGUACGCGAGGCCAUGCGGUUCCAGAGCUAGUUACUACGCGGCGAGCCAUGUGACGCAUCUCAGCCAGUCGACCGAUCCAUGUGAGAAGGCCAGAGCACUCGCAGUAUCGAGAUCGGCAUUAUACUGUCGCACUCUCGUGCAGGAGGGUACUUUCGGUCGUGUAUACAAAGGAACUUUGGAGUUAGCCGGACGAGAGCAAGAAGUCAUCAUAAAGACAGUCACAGAAGUGGCAUCCGCUUAUCAAGCUUCUCUUCUGGUGGUGGAAGGCUCGCAACUGGCUGGAUUAGUUCAUACAAACAUCGCCUCUUUGGCAGCCGCUUGUCUGGACAGUUCGUGCCCUUUGCUGGCGUACACAAGCACGGCCGGUGAACUAAACCUAAAAGUCUAUCUUACGGAUGGAAAUCACCAUCCGGUGACUAGAGAUUUGGUACACGUUGGUGCGCAGGUUGCUAGAGCAGGGGCAUUUCUUCACGGGCGAGGUCUGUUACAUAGGGAUAUCGCUGCCAGAAAUUGCAUAAUCGAGCCGGGCAGCCUUCGCGUGAGACUAGCUGACGCUGCCCUGGCUCGAGAUCUCUUCCCUCAGGACUAUCAUUGUCUCGGUGAUAACGAGAACCGACCCAUACGCUGGAUGGCCCUAGAGAGUCUCCAGCGCAACGAAUAUAGCACGGCGACCGACGUGUGGGCCUUCGGGGUAUUCCUAUGGGAACUGGCGACACUGGGUCAGCAGCCGUACGUAGAAGUGGACCCGUUUGAAAUGAUGGCGUGUCUCCGAGACGGAUAUCGGCUCGCUCAGCCGAGGCCUUGUCCCGAUGAGCUCUUCGCCUGUAUGGAGGCCUGCUGGCUCAGUCCCUCUAGGGACCGACCAACCAUGCCGCAGUUGCUCGCCUAUUUGCAAGAUUUCCACGAUGCGCUCGGCGGAUUCAUUUAAAUCGUUUGUCAGCGCAUUGUCGAUUCAAAUUUCAUCAAUUGCACACAGCUAAUUAAAUUCCCUUAGAAUCGUAUCGUAAUCAUAUUGCGAACGGCCGGAUGAAGAAGACUGUCCGAAAAACUCAUUCCGAAACGCCGAAAGUAUGUACAUCCGCUAAGUUCGCAAUCAAAUUGAAAGUUUGAAGAAAAAACAGAAUCAAAGUCGCAUGGAAUUGAACGUCGCUGCCCAUUUGCGACCCACUGGUCUUAUAUCCGGUGCAAUUUAUUGCUGCCAUACGUACUGAUACCUACUAAAAAUUAUAUUUAUCCCAGUUGAAUCAAAGUAGAAUAUCAUUGUCUUUUAAUUGGUGAAAGAAUUGUCGCAAAAAAAAUCGACACGGACACAUCCGUCCAUAGUAGUUAAAACACAUGUACAUGAACUUUUAAAUCUCGCAUUUGAGCGACUCACAAAAAGCCGGUUAAUAUCGCGCGAAAGAGCCUUAUCUUCGAUAUUACGAAAUGCGGAAAUGGAUCUUUUUUUUUCUUAGCUCUUGGGCUAACAAAACAAUUUUACGAAACUGCCACUUCACAGUAAAAUUAUGAAAAAAUGGAAGAAGUUAAAUGCGCAGUAUAAAGAACUUGUCAACAUCUAGGUGUUUUUUAUAUAAGACUUAUAUACUUAAAUAAAUAUGAUAUAAAUUUAAAAAAAAGUCACACACGCAGCAAGACACUUAGCCAAUUUUUAUGAACAAUAUUUUAUAAAGUAACUUGCUAUGAAUGGAGGUUGUUUCUAAUAUGUACGUUUUCCCCUUAAGAAAAUCUUAUUUUACUGGGUUAAAUUUAUUUAAGAAAGUAUCUUACAAAGAUCUCAUAAUUCGCAGAUGCGGCUUUUGCCUGAGUCAGCUCGACAGACUGCGCGCAAAAUGCGCCUGCAACGUGGCUAUUCUUUAUCCUUUCGACGCCGUUGUAAGCGCGGGAUUCAGGCGAAUAAAUGGAAAUGCCGCGUCUUCCAUCUGUAUUAAUUAGCGUCUGUAAACAGAUUGCUGUCUUGAAUAAGUAAAUUUUCAAUUAGUUAAGUUAAUUAAUAAGUGGUAAGCAAAAGAUAUACAUUCAGUUCAUUGAGGAAGCUCCUUGGUUACACGGAAAUAUGAGAAUAAAGAAAACAGCUUGCCAAUCCAGACGAAAUAAAUUUAUAAAAUCAUUAUUAGAAGUGCAUAUUGCAAGAGUAUACGCUUUUUUAUUCGUGUUAAUGUACAUUUAGGAGAUAAAAUACGCCGGAACGAAUCGUAAGAGAUUGAUCAAUCUUUUUUAAAUUAAUCGCGCUACGAAGAAUCGUAUUUAAUAUUAAAAUAUUAUAAAAUAUACAAAUCGAAAUUAUUACGUGGGAAAUUCUAAUGUCCUUUAUCAGCGAGAUAAUUUUAUAUUCCUGAGAUUAUGACAAUAUUAAUAUACUAAUAAAAUUAUGUAACGAGUUGAUGCACACGCACAUGUACACGCAUUCGUUACAUAAAAUGGCUAUAAACGUGUAAGAUUGGUUAAUUAGGUCAGUUCGUUUCAUUCAUUCGAUUUUACGAGCGUUUGCGCCGCUAUCGGGCCUGCACGGCUUUCUGUCAAACUGCACAAGUUUUCCGCUACGAAAAUUGUCUCGACGAACGUCACACAAACCGCGCAAAGAAAGGCUCACACGUGCACACGACCCGAUCGAGCCGCUCGAUCGUUAUUCAUUAACAAUCGCGAUUGCGUCACCUCGAAUAAUCGUGACCGGAACGACGGAGAGUGCAAAAGCAAAGCUCCGAACACUUAAGAAUCCUAUUGUUGUAUAUGAUCCUCGGUGAACACAACGCUGUUCCGUAAAUGGGCGGUCGAACUAUACGUACUUUAUAGCUAGGUAUCUAUUAUUACACUGCGAAAAGCCAUUUCGAAUUCCCCUAAGACUCGCGCCGGCAACAAGCUCGAAUCUUGCAAAAUCGAUGCUGGAUCUUAAUGUCGGGUCUCGGGAAAAUGGCCCCGCGCACAAAAUUAUCUCGAUUUCUACCUCGACGCUCGAUCCUUUCGAUUGCACCGCAUCGACUCGCAAUGAUCUCGUCUGACAGAGCCCUAAGUGCUAAAUAAUACUUAUUAAAAGCAGAAGUGCUUAGCUUGAUGGGACUUGUCGAAGGAAAAUGCGAUGGUUCCAGAAUAUUUUUGCAAAUUAUCAUCAUCAUUCUUGAUACCUGUUUACAGCCAGCAUUACAAAUGUAUGCUGACAUAAGUAAUUUUUAUAUAUAAUGAAUAAUGAUUAAAGCUACAUUUUUAUUUAUACAUUUUAUUCAGAGUAUACAAUUUAUACUCGGCAAAAAAUGCGUUUAUAUUUUAGAUUGUAUUGUUAAAUGGAACUGCGUCUUUUAAUUGAUCGUGAAAUAUUCCAUCAUUGAUUUUAAAUCGAUAUUUAACAUUUUUCUGCCGUUUGAGUUUUUGCAAGAUGCUAUUUUAUUGUUUGUUGUAAAUAAAAUUACCACAGAUGUCAGCGAUGAACACGGUGAAAGGUUUCGCCGUGACAUUUCCAUCGUAGAAAGAUAUUACCGAGGGAAAUGGAGUUAGAACCUGACUGGCUGCUUCUGUGAGUUGCUUAAAAGAUAUAAUUAAUAUUUAUCUUCACGUUGCAAAAAUAAUAAUGAUGUCAAAAUUAUUUGAUUUAUUCUUAGGUGCGUUGCGGUAUAUCUAAAUACUGCUCGUAUUGCUAAAAUUGUACUUUGUGAAGUAAAUCUUUCUGAUGUUGUUGCAUUCAUUUAAUUAUUACACUACGCUCAAAAAAGAAGUGUUUAAUUUUAAGAUUUUUAAAUGUUCUGUUUUUGUCUCCAUUUUUUAAAUACGUAAAACACCGAUUAAAACAAAAAUACUUUUCAGAAUUUAAAAACGGAGACAGAAACAUAAUGUUCCGAUAUCUUAAAAUUAAACACUUUUUUUUUAAGUAUACAAGUACAUAUCGUUGACAUACCAGAGUGCAUUACACGUAAUCGUAUUAGUUCAAUUGCGCUUAUUCCAUAUCUUUUCUGUUGCAAGCGCAAUUGCGCAAGUAGCAGCUAAAGCUGGUAAGGCGUAUGAAAACGAGACGAGGGACUAGAAAACACGUUUAUCGAUGUAUUAAACAUGCAAUACUGAUCUCACAGGAUAAAAUUAAACUGCACAGGAGAGUCACAUUGCGCCGCGUAAACCAGGAUAUCCUAGAUUCAUCGCCUUUCCUCUUAAUGACAGAUUCCUUUAUGGCAAAAUAAGAGAAUGCAAUGUAUCAUUUGGUUUCAAAAUCUCUUUGUUAAAUCGCAAUGUCCUUGUCAUUGAUUAAGGAUGUUUUGGGAUUCCAUAAUAUCAGCUAAACGUUAUCCAUAUUUCAAAACUGUAGACUUCUUAGAUUUAUUCUUUUUUUCCUAUCAAAUGAUAAACAAUUUUUAAUAAGUGAAUACAAAUGAACAUUUCUUAAUAAUUUAUUAGUAUACGUAUAAAAAUUUGAUUUUAUUCAUAAUGCUACUUCCUCAUCAAAUUGGCAAAUAAGUACUGUAAUUUUACAUGAAGAAUCAAAGUUAAAUAAUUUUUAAACUAAUAAGAGAAUUAAUUUAAAAAAUGUGUAAAAUUUGUAAACUUUUCUCUAAAAUGUAACACGCAUAUCCUUCAAGCAAGUUGUUUAUUCGUGUUCGUUUGGAUCCGACUUUAUGCGAGUAGCAGGUGCAAAUCGAACGAGCGAAGAUUACACAUUUGCGGCGCGAGACAUACGUAAGACACUUUUAAAUGUACUCGAUGUGUACUAAAUGUCGCAUGUUCCUGACCACGACCAGAAACUUUAUCGCACACAUCUUUUACUCGUCGUUUUCUGUCCCCCUUCCCCCUCCUCCCCCCCUCUUCUUCACUAAUCUGCUCUGUCGAUUUACCGCGCGAACGUUACGAGAACGACACGUGUCUCGUACUGCGGCCAGGCUAAUUAUCGAUAUUGCUAUUUAAUAACUAUCGCUCGCUACUAUUUAUUGCGACGCUCUAAAGUCGUGCGUUUAAAGAAAUCGUCGGAUUCUAUGAUGUAUUCGUGAAUGUCUUUGAAUGGAGGAACAGGGUAGGCUGUAACUGCACACUUUUUCGCUAUCGCUGUAUAAUGAAAUCGCUGCUCGUUUUUUCCGCGCAAACGUAUACAUAUAUUCUCUCUUUUCCCAUAAUCAUUCUUCCUUCCCUGUUAAGAAAACGAAAAAAAAAAUCCGUUGGCGCUGGGGAUCCGAUUAUUUCCGCUUCGAUAUCGUCCCCUCGCCUUCGGGAAUGAAAACCCCUCUUCGGACGACAGUUCCAGUCAUUGUAAAUAUUUGUAGCGAAUAACAGUAGUGCGUUGCGCGCGAGAGAAAAAAAAUGAAAGCGAGAGAAAGAGACUGAGAGAAUGAGAAAGAGAGAGAGAGAAAGAGAGAAUGCGUGAGAGAGAGAGAAAGAAAGAGAGAGUUGAUUUGUGCAGAUUCUAUUAUUUCCUACGACGAUUUACGGCAUUAUUUUUCAACGGAAAGUGAAAUAUACGUGUUAAAAAAA